Molecule: messenger RNA, 1161 nt
Organism: Arachis ipaensis
Lineage: Eukaryota; Viridiplantae; Streptophyta; Magnoliopsida; Fabales; Fabaceae
Source: RefSeq, a predicted model, not a curated record
UCUGGCCAUGAAAGAUGGAAGCGCCAACAAUACUAUGACUAAUUUAACAGGGUUGUAACUAUCAAUAUUUGUCUUAAAAAUUAAAAUUAUAGGUGGAAUUUACAUAUUUAACCUAAGAAGAGAAAGCUUUAAAACAAGUUAGGGGAAGAAUGGUUUGGUGCGAAGAGAAGAGAGAGCUUCCCAACAAUGGCGAAUUCCAUUCCAAUCAAUCCAACGGAGUUGUCGUUCAUCGUUUGCGAGUCGGGUUUGUGCAGUCGUCGGAGGCCACUUGCGAGAAGGGAGAACAAUCGCGGGGGAGCAAGAGCCACUGUUGGAGGAGACAACACUUGCAAUUAUGUAAGAUAAGAAAAAAAAUUUGGGUCAUAAAACUUGGGAUCCCAACAUCAAUUGUUGCAACUAACAGCAUUGUGGUACACUGGUACAUUGUCAAAAAAUGUAAAGUCGUUAACGGCAUAAAGCACCUCCCAUCGACCUUAUUCUCAUUCUUUCUCUUCACAAUUGAAUUUCUAGCGACAGUGAAACUCACAUAUGAUGCAGCUCAGUUCCUACACCUUCUUAUUUCAUCUCUCUGCUCAAUUGCUCCCAUUGGUCUUCAGAAUGUAUUUUCUUUGGAACUCACCUCCACGCUUCUGGCCAAGGACAACCACAAUGUCUUUGGCUUAAUGCAGCUGGUUUCUGUUGAUGAUGGCCAGAGGUCUAUUAGAGCUUAUGGUAUAUACUCCUAUGCCUCCUUUUUUUUAACCACGAUUGUCUUUCUAAUGCCUGCAGAUUUGAUUAUGUGGAUAGUAAUCUACCGGAUGGCAGUAAUAAUACUGACAUUAUUGUUAGGAUGAUUCAUGAUGUUCUUCAAGGCAGGGAGAUCUAUUUGAGCUAUUUUUUUGUCAAUGAAAACUAUGCUAGCAGGUAGAAGAAAUUGAUGGAAGACUAUGGCUUCACCUGUAAUUGUGAUCGGUGUAAUGUCGAAUCAAAUUGGUCAGAUAACGAUGACAUUAUCGAAGAAGAUAAUGCAAAAGAUAUGGAUGAGGAGGACAAAUAUGAAAACAUGGCAGCGUCAGAUACACAAUUUAUUUCAUUUCAUUUAAUAAUAAGAAUAAGGAAUAAUUUACCUUUUAAUUUAGAGAAGGUAAGAUAGAAUUCACCUAUAAAAAUUAAUAUUUAAUG